GGGUCCGAGCUCCCCUGCCUGGGCUGCGCUCCCAGGGACCUGCGCGCCCGCCAUGGCCGUGAACCGGUUGGGGAGGCCCUGCGAGUGAGGGCAGUCAUGGAGGAGGAGGCGCGGCCCGCGGCGGGGGCCAGCGAAGCUGAGACCCCUGCACGAGAGACGUCUCCUGUAGCUCCCGCCCAGGCCCGCGCGGCCUCAGGUGGGGUACCAGAGUCUGCGACCGAGUCGAAAAGGCGACAGCUCGGGACGCUGCUGCAGCCGACCGUCAACAAGUUCUCUCUUCGGGUCUUCGGCAGCCACAAAGCGGUGGAAAUCGAGCAGGAGAGGGUGAAGUCUGCCGGGGCCUGGAUCAUCCACCCCUACAGCGACUUCCGGUUUUACUGGGACUUGAUCAUGCUGCUGCUGAUGGUGGGGAACCUCAUAGUACUGCCUGUGGGCAUCACUUUCUUCAAGGAGGAGAACUCCCCACCCUGGAUCGUCUUCAAUGUCCUCUCUGACACUUUCUUCCUGCUGGAUCUGGUGCUCAACUUCCGAACUGGCAUCGUGGUGGAGGAAGGUGCGGAGAUCCUGCUGGCGCCGAGGGCCAUCCGAACGCGUUACCUGCGCACCUGGUUCCUGGUUGACCUGAUCUCCUCCAUCCCUGUGGAUUACAUCUUCCUAGUGGUGGAGCUGGAACCACGACUAGAUGCCGAGGUCUACAAAACGGCACGGGCCCUGCGCAUCGUUAGAUUCACCAAGAUCCUUAGCCUGCUGCGACUGCUCCGCCUCUCCCGCCUCAUUCGCUACAUACACCAAUGGGAGGAGAUCUUUCACAUGACCUACGACCUGGCCAGUGCAGUGGUUCGAAUCGUCAACCUCAUUGGAAUGAUGUUGCUGCUGUGUCACUGGGACGGCUGUCUGCAGUUCCUGGUCCCUAUGCUGCAGGACUUCCCUCCUGACUGCUGGGUCUCCAUGAACCGUAUGGUGAACCACUCGUGGGGCCGCCAGUAUUCCCACGCCCUGUUCAAGGCCAUGAGUCACAUGCUAUGCAUUGGCUAUGGGCAGCAGGCACCGGUCGGCAUGCCUGACGUCUGGCUCACCAUGCUCAGCAUGAUCGUGGGCGCCACAUGCUAUGCCAUGUUCAUCGGUCACGCCACUGCCCUCAUCCAGUCCCUGGACUCUUCCCGGCGACAGUACCAGGAGAAGUACAAGCAGGUGGAGCAGUACAUGUCCUUCCACAAGCUGCCAGCUGACACCCGGCAGCGCAUCCAUGAGUACUACGAGCAUCGCUACCAGGGCAAGAUGUUUGAUGAAGAGAGCAUCCUGGGGGAGCUGAGCGAGCCACUUCGGGAGGAGAUUAUUAACUUCACCUGCCGGGGCCUGGUGGCCCACAUGCCGCUGUUUGCUCAUGCUGACCCCAGCUUCGUCACCGCAGUACUCACCAAGCUCCGCUUUGAGGUCUUCCAACCUGGGGAUCUGGUGGUGCGUGAGGGCUCCGUGGGCAGGAAGAUGUACUUCAUCCAGCACGGGCUGCUCAGUGUGCUGGCACGGGGCGCCCGGGACACUCGCCUCACUGACGGAUCCUACUUUGGGGAGAUCUGCCUGCUGACUCGAGGUCGGCGAACAGCCAGUGUGAGGGCUGACACCUAUUGUCGCCUCUACUCACUCAGCGUGGACCACUUCAAUGCGGUGCUUGAGGAGUUCCCAAUGAUGCGCAGGGCUUUUGAGACUGUGGCCAUGGACCGGCUUCGGCGCAUUGGCAAAAAGAAUUCGAUAUUGCAGCGAAAACGCUCCGAGCCGAGUCCAGGCAGCAGCGGUGGCGUCAUGGAGCAACAUUUGGUACAACACGACAGAGACAUGGCUCGUGGUAUUCGGGGUCUGGCUCCUGGCACAGGAGCUCGACUCAGUGGAAAGCCAGUGCUGUGGGAACCACUGGUGCACGCGCCUCUGCAGGCAGCUGCUGUGACCUCCAACGUGGCUAUAGCCUUGACUCACCAGAGAGGCCCUCUGCCCCUCUCCCCUGAUUCUCCAGCCACCCUCCUGGCUCGAUCUGCUAGACGCUCAGCAGGCUCCCCAGCCUCCCCACUGGUGCCUGUCCGAGCAGGUCCUCUGCUGGCCCGGGGACCCUGGGCGUCCACUUCUCGCCUGCCCGCUCCACCUGCCCGAACCCUCCAUGCCAGCCUAUCCCGGACAGGGCGUUCCCAGGUGUCUCUUUUGGGCCCUCCCCCAGGAGGAGGUGCUCGGAGGUUAGGCCCUCGGGGCCGCCCACUCUCUGCCUCUCAACCCUCUCUGCCUCAGCGAGCAACAGGGGAUGGCUCUCCUAGGCGCAAAGGCUCCGGAAGUGAGCGCCUGCCCCCCUCGGGGCUCCUGGCCAAGCCUCCAGGGACAGUCCAGCCAUCCAGGUCAUCAGUGCCUGAGCCAGUUACCCCCAGAGGUCCCCAAAUUUCUGCCAACAUGUGAAAUCCUAGAUUACACUGGCCUUAGCUAUUGGCACGCAAUAAUGUGUGCCUGAGGUAGACACCCCUUGGGGAAGGCUGUGGGGAAUCGAACAUACUGCCCUUUACUACCACAAAGCUGUUCUGUGUCCUCAGCUCAAAGCAGCUGCAGCCUGCUAAUCCAACCACAUACCCAUUUGUCAUAGGAACCCAGUGCCUACCAUGUUCAAGGCAUUGUGCUAGGUACUGUGCAUCCACUGCCAAGUAGAAGUGACUCGAAGCCCUUUAACAAGGGUGUCCCCCAGGCCAUGGUCCUGCCAGGUGCAGGCCUGGGCCCACAGCCCUGCCUUUAUUAAGCACAAGUACUUGCUGCCUCCAUCACUGCCAAGUAACUAGAUGGCUGUCUCCCUGUCAGUAACCCUGCAGGUUGUGCUCAGUGUCCUAUCUUCCCAUCCCCUUUGUCGUAGCUGGGUACUGUCAAUUAUCUAGUACAGCCAACAGAUGUCUAGGGCCCUCUCACUGCCACGUGUGGGCCCUCCUUGUCUACACCAAGUGAGACUUGGAGUCUGCCCACUGUAGCCUGCCCUCCGCGGCUCCUGUAUGGACGCACUACCUUUGUAAGCUAGAAGCUGCUCUUCACUGUGCUCACUGCCUCAGUGGAGUCGCCCCUACAGCUAAGGGAUGCUUGGCACCUCCUGACUGACUGUGCCAGUCUAGCUCCCCCCAGGUUGGGGGCAAGGGGCUGAAUCCUUGUGUGACCUUUAAUCUUUCCCUCUUUGUCUUAUUUAUUCAGUUGUUUAUUAAUUUUAUUUAUUCAUUUGCUAAUUUGA
Molecule: messenger RNA, 3241 nt
Organism: Arvicanthis niloticus (Nile rat)
Lineage: Eukaryota; Metazoa; Chordata; Mammalia; Rodentia; Muridae
Gene: Hcn3
Product: hyperpolarization activated cyclic nucleotide gated potassium channel 3
Biological process (GO): regulation of membrane depolarization; potassium ion transmembrane transport; sodium ion transmembrane transport
Cellular component (GO): axon; dendrite; membrane
Molecular function (GO): voltage-gated potassium channel activity
Source: RefSeq, a predicted model, not a curated record